AUGACUUAUAUUACUCCUUUCAAAAGACUUAAAUGGGGGUUCCUUCCCGUGAGAAGGGUAGUAGAUGACGAUGAAACUGAGAUUGAAAAAGCUGCAACGAACUUUGAAGACACUGACGGUUCAAUCUUAAGUAAUAAUGAUUCGAAUGUUAAUCUAGAAAAAACCAACGGUAAAAUUGAUAAUACCCCUAGCUCAGAUACUUUAGUUGAGUUUCCAAUUGAAUAUCGUGAUGAAAAAGAUCGCAAGUGGUGGAAAUAUUUUGACGAAUAUGAGUACAGAGUUAACAAAAACAAGAGGGCUGCACAUAAAUGGUUUAAAUGGUUUAACGAAGAUGAUACUCCUGAGGAAAGGAGGCUCGUCAUAAAGCUUGACUUACUUUUAACUUUGUAUUCCUUGGUCGCAUAUUGGGUGAAGUAUUUGGAUCAAACAAACCUCAACAAUGCUUAUAUAAGUGGGCUAGAAGAAGGUAUUGGUAUGAAAGGAAAUGAUUUGGUUAACACUCAAGUUAUGUUUUCUAUUGGUAACAUUGUCUUGCAGAUUCCAUUCAUGUAUGUAUUAUAUGCUGCUCCAACUACUUAUGUUCUUCCAACUUUGGAUAUCUGUUGGUCUAUUGUCACUAUAUGUCUUUAUAGAGCAGACACUGUGCCCAAACUUAAAGCCUUAAGGUUUCUUGUGGGUUGUUUCGAAGCUCCCUCUUAUAUUGCUUAUCAGUGGCUAUUUGGAUCUUGGUACAAAGUUGAUGAAAUUUCUAGAAGAUCAAUGGUGUAUUACAUUGGCCAGUACCUUGGGGUCCUUACUUCUGGUCUUUUGUCUGGAAACAUUGUGGACUCCUUAGAUGGGGUGAAUGGUUUAGCGGCAUGGCAAUGGAUCUUUAUUGUUGACGGUAUAAUUUCUGUUUUUGUUGGUUUUCUUGGGUUUUAUUUACUUCCUGGUACCCCAUCGAAUUGCUAUUCAAUAUUUUUGACGGAUGAUGAAAUUAGAUUAGCAAGAAAGAGGGUCAGAUCGAAUCAAACUAGCUCAGCAACGAACCAUAAUCCUGUUCUUGAUUUCUUCAAACUUGAAACUUGGAAACCAAUUUUAAGUACUUGGCAUAUAUAUGUUGUUGCAUUGUGGAACAUCUUUUGUUGGAAUAAUAGCAAUGGUACUUCCGGUGCAUAUUUAUUAUGGUUAAAGAGUUUAUUGGAUGACAAUGGUAACCAAAGAUACACCGGCGGUAGACUUCAAGACUAUACUGCGUUAACCCCAGCUUUAGGUAUUCUCUGGUUAAUCUUAACGUGUUGCUAUGCAGACUUAUUCCAUAGUCGUUGGCAAGCAAUUGUAUUUUCACAAAUAUUCAACAUUACAGGCAAUGUUAUACUAGCUGUUUGGCAUGUUCCAGAGAGAGCAAAAUGGUUUGCAUUCUGUAUGCAAUAUUUUGGAUGGGCUAUGGCACCAGUUCUUUAUUCAUGGUGUAACGAUAUCUGUCGCCGAAACUUUCAAAAGAGGACAGUCGUCAUGGUUGCAAUGAAUAUGCUUGCUCAAUCAACCACUGCUUGGAUAUCUGUUCUAGUAUGGAAGACCGUGGAACAACCUAGGUACUUGAAAGGUUUCUCUUUCACAGCAUCUUCUGCUUUUGCGUUAUGUUUAUGGACAUUUGUGGUCUUAUAUCUUUAUAAAAAGGAUGAAAGGAAGCAUGCUGCACAGAAUGGCAUUAUUUUAUAUAACUCAAGCACAGAUCCAGACUUUCAACCACCAACGAAGGAACAGUCAGAUGAUCUGGUAUCGGAAGGAAGCCAUAAGUCGGAUACAAACUUAGAUACCAUACCUUUAACAAGUUCUAACUGA
This is a messenger RNA of Priceomyces carsonii, 1824 nucleotides long. RefSeq lists its product as uncharacterized. The record is from RefSeq and is a predicted model, not a curated record. NCBI's taxonomy places the organism in Eukaryota, Fungi, Ascomycota, Pichiomycetes, Serinales, Debaryomycetaceae. The coding region runs from base 1 to 1824 and encodes 607 amino acids. The transcript has a single exon. Gene Ontology annotation, cellular component: membrane. Gene Ontology annotation, molecular function: transmembrane transporter activity. Gene Ontology annotation, biological process: transmembrane transport.